Molecule: messenger RNA, 186 nt
Organism: Wallemia ichthyophaga EXF-994
Lineage: Eukaryota; Fungi; Basidiomycota; Wallemiomycetes; Wallemiales; Wallemiaceae
Exons: 2
Coding region: 1-186 (61 amino acids)
Source: RefSeq, a predicted model, not a curated record
AUGGAGUCUGACAUCUUACUCUCGUCGAACAAUCCACGCGCAAAUUCAGGGAAGGUUCUCUCUCCUAAUCUUCUUUUCAAGCAACAGUCUGUAGCACCCUUCUGCGAACACCAGGACGGGCGUCCCCGAGAGCUUCUCGGAAAAGGGCAACAAUCCCCAUUAAGUCGACAGAAGGUGGAAGAAUGA